GCGGUCCUGCCUGCCUCCUAGCGGGCGGAGCCCUGAGAAGCGGCUCUUCGAGUGGAAGGCGGGGAAAAUGGCGGAAUCCUCGGAGGGGGACACAGGGAAGCCCGUAGCCAGUGGUGCCCCUAAGACAGAAGGAAGAAGAGUACCAGGAGGAAGAGUGGUCGAGUCCAGAUACCUGCAAUCUGGGAAGAAAACUAAGAAGGCUUCUGUGUCCGCUGGAGGGACGUCACCUGAGAGAAGAAAGACCAGCACAUUGCAGAAGAUCAAAGACACAAGCAUGUUCAGGACGGCUCCCCAACCAGCCAUGACAAAAUCAAAGAAAGCUGAGUCCACGUCCUUUGCCACUCGGAAAAAGGCACCGCUUCCAAAGAAGAAACAGGAUCUGCAGGAGACCAUGGACAUGAUGGAGUCGUAGACACUGCUGCUGACCCUGCUGUCUGUGAAGAUGGAAAAGAACCUGACUCGGCUGGAGGAGAAGGCUGAGAAGGAAUUAGCGGCCAUGGACCGUGAGAAGGAGCGUCUUCAGCAGCGGGUGCUCGAGCUGCCGGGCAAGCUGCUGCUUCAGCAGAAACAUCAGGAGCUGGCUACCAUUCUGGAUGCCCAGAUAGAGGCACUGACCCCUUUCCAGGCUGUAGCAGAGCGCUUCAAGGAGCAAUACAAGACACUGGCCACAGCCUUGGACGAAACUCAACAUGAGCUGCCCGUGCGGGGCAUCCACAUGCAGGGAUGUGGGCAGGAGCUCCUAGAUGAACUGGGGCCGGCCCUGAAGACCACCCUGCAGCUCCUGGGCGAGCUGGGCGUAUGUUCCCCGGACGCCAGCGCGCAGGUGCUGGAUGCCAAGGCUCAGGUGUUAUGCCUGCUGGAGGAACUCAGGGACUUGAUUACCAAGAAGGACCUGGAGCUCAACAGGAUCUUCAGUCAGGUGAUGGAACUUUCCUCCCAGGCCAGCAAAGAGGUAGCCUUGAUAAACCAGGAAGUCUGGGAAGAGGCCCUGGGCACCCCAACCUGUAGCCAGUGGUACUUCGGUCCAGAUGCCCUCAGGGGCCCACAGCCCCCUCCAGGACAGGACUAACCCCAGUGUAGGCCUCACCCCACUUUUUAGUUGUUUCCGUCCUCUCUGGGCGUUUACCUCAUAGAUUGAAGGAUGUUCCAGCCAUGCAGUUUUCUGAAUUCUUGUGCACUUUUUCUUUUUCUACACUUUCUACUAUCAGCAGCACUUGUGGGUUUGGGUAAUGAUAAUAAAUUUUGAUUGAUGU
Molecule: messenger RNA, 1253 nt
Organism: Myodes glareolus (Bank vole)
Lineage: Eukaryota; Metazoa; Chordata; Mammalia; Rodentia; Cricetidae
Product: HAUS augmin-like complex subunit 8
Biological process (GO): spindle assembly; centrosome cycle
Cellular component (GO): nuclear microtubule; cytoplasm; centrosome
Molecular function (GO): microtubule binding
Source: RefSeq, a predicted model, not a curated record